UGCAACAAGGUGCUAAAUUAUCAAUGAAAAUAUUUUUGACGUUUGGACAUGUUCUUUUUAGUCCUCCUUCUUUUCUUUUGACGGACGUCUGUGCUGGUAUGCAGCAUGUCAGCUUUAUGGACUCCAACAGCUCUAACCUGUCAGUCAUUAAAGACGAUCAUCCCGAUCAAAGUUCUCACGGCUUUAUGGGCCUGUUUACUGCAGUCCGACACAAACGUUUCUGUCAGAGUCACAACAUGGCUUUUAGAGGCCGUCCGUGCAAACUGCCUGCACUGGUUGGAGUCUUUGUGGUUUUGACGGUGCAAGCUGUUCCAACAUUCUUCGGUGAUGAUGCAGAUGCUGGGGAUCUGAGAGAAGACAUUCCUGAAAUUAAUCGAGAACUCAAACACUUGUUUGAAGGAGACAUCGCCGGCCACUCAAGCAGAAAUGCCAUUCUUGAUGAAACAAGGAGAUGGAAGUUCCCAAUUCCCUACAUCUUGACUGAUUCUCUAGACCUGAACGCCAAGGGGGUGAUUCUCCAGGCAUUUGAGGAGUAUCGCUUACGAUCCUGUGUGGACUUCAAGCCCUACGAAGGGGAAUCCAGCUUCAUCUCCUUUGCCAAGUUCUCUGGAUGCUGGUCUUACGUUGGGGAUGAUAAAGUUGGACAAAACCUGUCCAUCGGAGCGAGGUGUGACACCAAGGCCAUAGUGGAACACGAACUCCUCCACGCUUUGGGGUUCUAUCACGAGCAGUCUCGUUCCGACAGAGACGACUACGUCAAAAUCUGGUGGGACGAGAUUGAAGAAGGAAAAGAGCACAAUUUUAAUAAAUACGAGGACGACUUCAUCACCGAUCUCAACACUCCGUAUGACUAUGAGUCCAUCAUGCACUACAGACCGUUAUCUUUCAACAAGAAUGAAAGUUUCCCCACCAUCACCACCACCAUACCGUACUUCAAUGGUGUCAUUGGCCAGAGGAUGGACUUCAGCGAAGUGGACAUCACCCGGCUUAACCGCAUGUACGACUGUGCCAAUUCACUUAUUCUGUUGGACCAGUGCACAUUUGAGCUCAUCAACAUCUGUGGAAUGAUCCAGAGUGAGAUGGACACUGCAGACUGGGUUCAGACGCUCGGAAGUCCAGCCGAUGCAGAUCACACCUUGGCAGGUCGCUGCAGAGAUUCUGGCUAUUUUAUGAAGUUUGAAACUUCCUCCGGGGAUGUCGGCAACAGCGCCUUGCUGGAGUCACGCAUCCUCUAUCCAAAAAGAGACGUGCAGUGCCUGGAGUUUUUCUACAGGAUGACUGGAGCAGCCGGGGACAAACUGGUCAUAUGGAUCAGGGCUGAUGAUGGGACGGGGAAUGUGCAAAGUCUCAGGAGGAUCCACACCAUAACAGGUGAUGGAGACAGUACCUGGAAAAUAGCCCAUGUAUCUCUUAAGGUGAUCGAGAAGUUUCGUUAUAUCUUCCAAGGAGUUAGAGGAUCAUUGAGCUCCUCAGGGGCCAUCUUCAUUGAUGACAUUACUCUCAGUGAAACUGUGUGCCCCAGUGCGGUCUGGCAAAUUCGAAACUUCACCAACGUCAUUGAAAACACUCCAGCAUGGACGCCACUUAAGAGCAAAUGCUUCUACAACUCGGAGGGCUACUCAUUUGGCAUUAGCGUGUACCCAAAUGGCAGAGACAGUAAUUACUCAGACUAUGUAGGCAUUGCUUUCCAUCUCUGCAGUGGCGAGAAUGAUGGAGUGAUGGAGUGGCCGGUUCAAAACAGGCAGGUCACUGUCAUCGUCAUGGACCAGGAUCCAGAUGUUAAACUGAGGAUGUCUUCUACAAAGAGCUUCACCACAGACAACAACACCCGCUGGGAAAGACCAACAGCCUCUUCAGGUGCAGCGUGGGACGAAAGCUGUCUGUGCUUCCGCAGUGUAGACUUUGGCUGGAGCACUUUUAUGUCCCACAAUCAUCUGUACAGGAAAAACUAUCUGAAGAACAAUGACCUCAUCCUGACUGCUGACUUUAAUGAUUUGACUCAUCUGAUCAAGACUGAGGUUCCUGUAGUACCAGCCGGUCAGAUCACUGCGAAAAAGGAAGUUGAUGAGGCGGAAAGGUGGAAAGAACCAGCUAAACACAGAGAGCCACGUGCCACUCAUGGCUGCCAUCCCAACCUAUGUUUAAAUGGAGGUGUGUGUGUGGAGAGUGGGGGCAAAGCCUUUUGCAGGUGUGCAACAAGCCAGGCCACCUUCUACACGGGCCAGACAUGUGAAAAGAUGAACAUUGACAGGCGAAUCCUGGGGGCUCUGAUUGGAGGAGCAGCUGGGACAUUUGUCUUGACUUUGGCCAUUUUCCGUGUUAUUCGAAGAACUAAAGCAGACACACUGUAGAGGAUUGGGAGAUUUCAUGCAGACAUUGUGACUGCAAUUGACUGAAAAUCUUGGCAUGGCUGUGUUUUGAAUCAAAUACUUAAAUCUGGUAUAUCCACUUAGAGACACAUGAUUUUAUUUUUUUUCCUUUUAAGCAUGUACACUUGAAUAAAUUAAAACCAUUAAAACAA
Messenger RNA from Oryzias latipes (Japanese medaka), 2521 nucleotides. RefSeq names its product meprin A, alpha (PABA peptide hydrolase), tandem duplicate 2 (gene mep1a.2). NCBI's taxonomy places the organism in Eukaryota, Metazoa, Chordata, Actinopteri, Beloniformes, Adrianichthyidae. The record is from RefSeq and is a predicted model, not a curated record. Gene Ontology annotation, cellular component: membrane. Gene Ontology annotation, molecular function: zinc ion binding; protein binding; metalloendopeptidase activity. Gene Ontology annotation, biological process: proteolysis.